UAAAUUCUGGGCAUGCGUAUUUCCGUAUCGCAAGGAUAAAACAGGGAUGAAAACACAUUAGAUAUGGUGUAGAAAUCAUCCCGUUUAUAAAUUACAGUUAACAAAAUAUUAGUUGCUUUGAGUCGGCAAAGAAACAACAAGCAAAGAUUAAAAAUAAAAAUGCAUUUUAAGUACACUUUGAAAUUUAUGUACAUUUUUUAUUUUAUUAUAUUGCAAAGAAAAUAUGUGUUUGGCCAUAAAGUAAAAUCGCAAAUUUACGAUGCACAUGGUAUUUACAGAUUUCAGCAAUCUUCAGGAGUUUGCCACCUUUACAAUGGUACAAUAUGCCACGAGUUUUUAAACAAUGCGUACGUUUUUAUAUCUCCAAAUCUUACCAUGGUUGAAUUAGAGGAGCGAUUAAUGGCCGCAUAUAGGGUAAUAAAGGAUUCAAAAGAUAUGAAUUCAAACUGCCGAACAUAUGCGUUACCAAGCUUAUGCUUUAGCUCCUUACCUAUUUGUAGAACGCCAGAAAGAACAAAUUUAUUGUAUUUUGCAAAGGUAGCCAUGAAAAACGACCAGUUCAAAAACACAAGUUUUGCAAUGAUUCGUCCAAGAAGAUUUACAACUAAAGACUCGAAAAAUAUCAAUAUGUUUUUGAAACGAAAAUCAACCAUAACUCAAGGAGAUAUAUUUAACUCUGAUAUAUCAAGUAAUUAUCCACCUACCAAAGAAUCAGAAAAUUUGAAACGCAUCUGUCGUGAAGAGUGUGAACUUUUAGAAAAUGAACUUUGUCAAAAGGAAUAUGCUAUAGCAAAACGACAUCCUGUUAUUGGAGUGGUUGGAGUGGAAGACUGCCAAAAGCUUCCACAGCAUAAAGAUUGCUUAUCCCUAGGAAUAACCAUAGAUGUGGACGAAAACAAAAAUUGUUUUUGGGAGGAUGGUUCAAGCUAUAGGGGAGUAACAAACAUCUCACAAAGUGGAAAACCUUGUUUAAGGUGGUCUUGGUUAAUGAAAGAAAUAUCUGACUUUCCUGAACUUAUUGGCCAAAAUUACUGCAGAAAUCCUGGAAAAGUAAAAAAUAAACCAUGGUGUUUUGUGGAAGACUCUGCGGACCGAACCAUUGAAGUCUGUAAUAUUCCAAAAUGUGCUGAUAAAGUUUGGUUUACAAUUGUCAUUGUAACUGGAACCGUUGUCGCUGCUAUCUUCAUUAUUAUUUUUCUUACAGUAGUUUUAAAGAGAAAUACUCAUGUCCGCAAUGGAAUGACAAAUAUACAAAAUAUCAAUACUCCUAGCGCUGAUAAAAAUAUAUAUGGAAAUUCACAGCUAAGUUCAAAUCAGGAUAUGGGAAGAGCGAGUUUAGGUAUUACUUUUGAUCAUACGGCUCAUUAUUCAAAAAACAUAGAAAGAAACUCGCUGUUACGAAUUCCGCAGUUCACAUUACAGGAUGUUGAAUUUUUUGAAGAAUUGGGGGAGGGAGCUUUUGGCAAGGUAUUUAAAGGACAACUAACUCAGCGAAACAAAUCCAUUGUAACUGUCGCGAUAAAAGCUUUAAAGGAGAAUGCUUCAAUCAAAACCCAGCAAGAUUUUAAGAGAGAAAUCGAGCUUAUAUCAGAUUUAAAACAUCAAAACAUUGUUUGUAUUUUGGGAGUUGUUUUGAACAAAGAACCAUAUUGUAUGCUUUUUGAAUAUAUGUCUAAUGGUGACUUACACGAAUUUUUAAUAUCAAACUCCCCUAGUGAAGGUAAAUCACUAUUACAAUUAGAAUUCCUAAAAGCAGCUGUGCAAAUCAGUGAAGGCAUGGAGUAUCUAUCAGCUCAUCAUUAUGUACAUAGGGACUUAGCCGCUCGUAAUUGUUUAGUCAAUGAUGGCUUGGUUGUAAAAAUUUCAGACUUUGGAUUAUCCCGAGAUAUUUACAGCUCUGACUAUUACAGAGUUCAAUCGAAAUCGUUGCUUCCUGUGCGUUGGAUGCCUUCGGAGUCUAUUCUUUAUGGAAAAUUUACAACUGAGAGUGAUAUAUGGUCAUUUGGAGUUGUUCUUUGGGAAAUAUAUAGCUAUGGAGUGCAGCCGUAUUGUGGUUUUAGUAAUCAAGAAGUCAUUAAUUUAAUUCGCUCGAGGCAGCUACUUCCUUGUCCAGAAGCUUGUCCAACUGCAGUAUAUUCUUUGAUGAUUGAAUGCUGGCAUGAACAAUCUGUAAAACGUCCUACAUUUGCAGACAUAUCAAUUCGACUAAGGACAUGGUUCGAGGGGCAUAUUAAAAUCGAAGACGAGAAAAAUACAUUAAAAAAAACUUAAAAUAUUAUA
This is a messenger RNA of Drosophila willistoni, 2280 nucleotides long. It is a transcript of the gene Ror, whose product is annotated as tyrosine-protein kinase transmembrane receptor Ror. Gene Ontology annotation, cellular component: membrane; signaling receptor complex. Gene Ontology annotation, biological process: protein phosphorylation; multicellular organism development; positive regulation of kinase activity. The record is from RefSeq and is a predicted model, not a curated record. Gene Ontology annotation, molecular function: protein binding; ATP binding; transmembrane receptor protein tyrosine kinase activity. The transcript has 8 exons. Lineage: Eukaryota; Metazoa; Arthropoda; Insecta; Diptera; Drosophilidae. The coding region runs from base 160 to 2271 and encodes 703 amino acids.